UGCGGGCUUGUAGCGAAGUGCCGGUCGGCGGGGAAGGCGUCUGGAAUUUAAAAAAAAAAAAAAAAACAAAACAAGUCGCAUCCCAGACAUUUCGAGUGCUUAACGUUGUUGUAGUGUCCAGCCUUCAAGAAGUGCAUGCUCCUGCUGCCCGUAGAAAACAGCCAAGCUGGUAGCGCAAGCAAGGCAAUUAGUGCUGUAGAGAAAAACGCAGCAAAAGCUUCAAAAUUGUCAGAAGAACAUCCUUUCCCGUUCUGAGGUGUUGUCUGAGCACUAAACAUCCGAUGUCAGGGGAAUAUAUGAAAAGUUACGGACAGAAAGAAUGGAAGUGUUUGCAGCUCAGUGUUAAGGAAAGAUUGGAAGUGCACUGUGCCAGCAGCAGCACUGGGAAGCAGACUGUUACAUUCUGACUCGGACUCGGCUGCGGCCCGGCGGAUCCCAGAGAUGGCGAAGUACACAAGAGGCACUGUGACAGCCUUCUCUCCUUUUGAUGCCAGAGCUGAUGCGGAAGCUCUUCGUAAGGCCAUGAAGGGAAUGGGGACUGAUGAAGAAAGUAUUCUGAAGAUCCUUACCAGCAGAAACAAUGCUCAGCGUCAAGAAAUUGCAUCUGCUUUUAAAACCUUAUUUGGCAGGGAUCUUGUAGAUGACCUGAAAUCAGAGCUUACUGGCAAAUUUGAAACACUGAUGGUAUCUUUGAUGAGACCAACAUACAUUUUUGAUGCUCAUGCGCUGAAGCAUGCCAUCAAGGGAGCAGGAACCAAUGAGAAAGUGUUGACUGAAAUUCUUGCCUCCAGAACACCUGCAGAAGUGCAGAAUAUCAAACAGGUUUAUCUACAAGAGUAUGAGGCCAACUUGGAGGAUAAGAUUACAGGAGAAACAUCAGGCUAUUUUCAGAGACUGCUGGUAGUCCUGCUGCAGGCGAAUAGAGAUCCUGAUGGCAGAGUUGAUGAGGGUCUUGUUGAGCAGGAUGCUCAGGUUUUGUUUAGAGCUGGGGAGCUGAAAUGGGGAACAGAUGAAGAAAAGUUCAUCACCAUCUUGGGAACCCGAAGCAUUUCCCAUUUAAGGAGGGUGUUUGACAAAUACAUGACUAUUUCUGGCUUUCAAAUUGAAGAGACCAUUGACCGUGAAACCUCUGGUGAUUUGGAGAAGCUGCUUUUGGCAGUUGUGAAAUGCAUCCGAAGCGUGCCUGCCUAUUUUGCUGAGACUCUCUAUUAUUCCAUGAAGGGGGCUGGCACUGAUGAUGAUACCCUGAUACGAGUCAUGGUUUCAAGAAGUGAAAUUGAUCUGUUGGAUAUUAGACAAGAGUUCAGAAAGAAUUUUGCAAAAUCCUUGCAUCAAAUGAUUCAGAAAGAUACAUCUGGGGACUACAGGAAAGCGCUCCUGCUCCUCUGUGGUGGAGAGGAUGAGUAAUGGUGGCAGUGACACGAAGGAUUUGUUGUACUCCAGCUUUGCAGCCCUUUAGUUAGCAUGUCUAGCGAAGUUUUCGUAUCUUAAUGCUUUCUGGCUGUUUGAAUAUAUAUUAGUAUUGCACUUAUUAAAAAUGAGCAUAUUGUUAUCCAAGUGAUAGCUGAUCCUUCCUUCCCAACAUCCCAACUUCCAGGAAUUUUCAAGUGCCUUCUGUGAGUAUGUGACAGUUGUCUUCAUGGAAGAUGGGUCCUGAGCACAGAACACAGCUCUUUGCAAGUGUUUUGCUGAAAUAGGAAAAAAAUAAUCAUGUAUUUCACUAAUAAUGUGAAGAUUAUCUUUUUUUGCUUCUAUUCCUUACAUUUCCACUGAAUGUUAAUCUAGCUCUAACAUUGAAAAUGAAGAAGAGUUAUCCUUUGUAUGUAGUAUGUGAAUGAAUUUGCUGAACAUAAUACAAGCAAUCAUUGGAAAUCUAAAGGACCAAUAAAUUUUUUUUCCCUCUCA
Molecule: messenger RNA, 1905 nt
Organism: Tyto alba (common barn owl)
Lineage: Eukaryota; Metazoa; Chordata; Aves; Strigiformes; Tytonidae
Gene: ANXA5
Product: annexin A5
Exons: 15
Coding region: 442-1407 (321 amino acids)
Biological process (GO): negative regulation of coagulation
Cellular component (GO): cytoplasm
Molecular function (GO): calcium ion binding; calcium-dependent phospholipid binding
Source: RefSeq, a predicted model, not a curated record